Alternaria conjuncta is the source of this 825-nucleotide messenger RNA. RefSeq lists its product as uncharacterized. NCBI's taxonomy places the organism in Eukaryota, Fungi, Ascomycota, Dothideomycetes, Pleosporales, Pleosporaceae. The record is from RefSeq and is a predicted model, not a curated record. Bases 1 to 825 code for a protein of 274 amino acids. The transcript has a single exon.
AUGUCCCCAGCCACAGGCACAGCACACCUAAAGCGUCCUUAUAAAGGUGGUGGCGCUCUAAAGGCUCGAAAUCGUGUCAAAGAAGAGCUUGAAAGCGAGAAAAAGCCAAUUCACCAAGCACCAGACCCGCAAUUCUUCCACAACAUGACCACAGCCACAGCACACGCAAAGGUUCCUUAUGUGGGUGGUGGCGCUUUCACCGAACGACUUCUGGCCAAUAAAGCACUUGAAAGCAAGCGAAAGUUGCGAGUGUUGAUGGGCAUGUUGCUUGAAGCCAUAGUAUCGUCAACACAAGAGCUUGAAGCUGAUGAUGAGGAUGAGUGGGAGAAUGUCGGCGAUGAUGAUGAGGAAGAGUGGGAGGAUGUGGGGGAUGACGGAGAAUGGGAGGAUGUCGACGAUGACGAGGAGUUGGAGGAUGUCGACGAUGAGAAUGAUUGGGAAGAUAUCGACGAUGAAGAGGAUGACGAUCUCUCAAACGACAAUUCUUCAGAUGACUCCUUAGACUUCUCAGACCCCUCACACUCCUCACACCCCUCCUCUAACCCCUCCAUAUUCCUAUCCUCCUUCCUAUCCAACAACCCCCCUACCAAAGACUACCCCCCAAUCGGCCACCUAUCCUUCGCUACCAUCGAAGAAGCCCGCACCGCCUACUACUCAACGUUAUCCCAGGUAGAAAACCUCCUCGUAAAGUGGUAUCACAAGGACGAUGUAACAGCACUUGUCAAGACCUUGAUCGAAUCUGCCCAGGCGUCGUAUGCCGAGCAGGAGGAGUUUUGGAAGGAUAGGCGCAUAGUUCAGGAGUGGUUCGAUGGUAUAGAUGAGUGA